Messenger RNA from Centropristis striata (black sea bass), 2488 nucleotides. It is a transcript of the gene traf3ip2l, whose product is annotated as TRAF3 interacting protein 2-like. The transcript is spliced from 11 exons. Bases 117 to 1472 code for a protein of 451 amino acids. The record is from RefSeq and is a predicted model, not a curated record. Gene Ontology annotation, biological process: positive regulation of canonical NF-kappaB signal transduction; humoral immune response. NCBI's taxonomy places the organism in Eukaryota, Metazoa, Chordata, Actinopteri, Perciformes, Serranidae.
GCAAAGUAAAGACGGAGGUGUCUCUCUUGUCGACAGGAGGAGGCUGAGUCACCUGGACACUCGUGAACUUGCAGCAGCGACGAAUUUCAUGCGCAGCUCAAACCAGACACACAUGGAUGUCAGGAGGAGGAGGCCCAAUGAUGCUGCCCACUUCGGUCUACUCGGCUUCAGCACCCAAUAGUCACGUCAGCCAGCUGAGCAGGUACUUCAGCAGCCACCACAACACGCCUGAAGAGGACGAUGAGACGAUGAGCACCGAGGAGCGAGAAGCCAGUGUCGUCCACAAGCCAGACUCCGCCCCUAACCCGGAUGGCCACCGCCCCCAUCUGGAGCCCGCCUCAUUUGCUGAUGACUCCCUGUUCAGCAGACAGAGACUGGAUGGAGAACAAGGACACAAGCACAACCACACUCUCCCUCCACCUAGCUCCAGCUACUGCUCCUACCCGCCUUCCCGCAGCUUCCCAGCUGGGUUCAGCCAGCCCACUCCGUUCCCAAGCCAGGCCAACGGCGCCUGGCUCCACCCGAGCUUUGCCAGCAGCUGGUCGGGGUAUCCCAACAGCCUGCCAUCCACUCUGAACCAGAAAGAUUACUCCAGCUGCUCUGGAGAUAGCUGCCUGUCAGGGUACAAGUUCUCAUCCUUUCCUGGCAGACACAGCGCCAGUAUAACCAGCUUAGAGCAGCCGCUCUCUCUGUGCUCCAACCCGCCUUCAGGCAACCUGUGCCACCACACGCUGUCGCCGUACUCGUGUUCACCCCAGGGAGCUGCCUGCUGUGCUCAGCGCCCUGCGGACGGCUUCAACAGGGGGCUUUUGGCCAACAAACACCCCUGGCCUCAGUACCACCCAGCUUACGGCCCAUACUAUCCAGAUGCCUGUGGACAUCCUGGAACUGGAUACAGUCAAAUCAGCCACAACGCUCCUGCUAAAGAGAAGCACCCCCCUAGCACAUCACUCUCUCUGGAGCAGAGAAGGGUCUUUGUCACUUAUGAAGCAGACAACGACAAGCAUGUCAAUGAGGUCAUCAACUUUGUUGCCCUGCUGCGACACAACGGCUUUGACACACAUAUUGAUAUUUUUGAGCAGCAGUUCAGGAGUAUAAGCAAGAUAGACUUCAUGGAGCGGUAUCUCACUGAGAAAGAGUACUUGAUCAUCAUCAUCAUCAGUCCCAAGUACUACGACACUGUGACGGCCUCCCCUGUCGGCCUGCAGAAUGACGAGAGGACCUUUAACACCGUCUACAUACAUAAACAGCUCCAGAGUGAGUUCAUUCAGAAUGGAAGCAAGAAUUUCAGGUUUAUUCCCAUUGUGUUCCCCGGGGCUAAAAAGUGUCACGUCCCAAACUGGCUCCAAAACACACAUGUUUACGAAUGGCCGCUCCAUCGGGAUGACAUCCUGCGCCGGCUGAUGAGGGUGGAGAAGUACAAUCCACCUCCUAUUGGGGAACUACCGACCAUCGUUUCUAUCCCAUUAUAGAGACCUCUGACCUGAAGACAGACUGGACUGAAAUGUUUGGGAAAAAAAAGCAUGCUUUCUGCAGGACUGCUGGCCAUCGUUGAGGUGAACGGGGAGACGUGCAGGAUGUUUAUGUGAUGUUCAGUGUGCCGUGCGAACAUUGAUUAUGUUGCAUAAAUUCAUUUAGCGCCUUUUAAAUUCCACAUAAAUCACAGACAGGUGUCAGUGGAGGUACACCGAAGAGCUCUUUGAUCUCUGCAACUAGUAGGUGCGCUUUGAUUUUUACUGGUGCUACUCCAAGUUAAUUACUUAUACAGUAAUUCAUGACUCGCACACAUGUAAAUGGACGUUUUCUCAGAUUUUAUGGACUCACAUGUGCACGUGUUUUAUAAUUAAACAGAUGACAGAUAUGAUGAAUAGUCUGAUGCCUGUAUAUAUUUGCAGAAUGGCCAGUAGAGCUUUCAUUUAUGGGAAGUAAACAAUGAUGGAUACGAUGCCUCCGCCAUGUUAUCUUUCUUAUUACAGUGUCUAUCUAAUGCAAACAGCUGCCCAACUGGAGGCGGGUUACUCUUGUAUUUUGAAGAGUAAAAGUAACAUAUGAUGCCUAAAAACAAACUUUGUUUUUUAUAAAACUUGGUGCAUGGCAAAUAUCGUUUAAUAUGGAGGUAAUUAUACAUUUAUAUAUUAAAUUAUAGACAAUAUUAGUGUUUUUAUCCACAAGGGGUUUUAUAUUGACAAAGUGCUGAUUUCCUGAAUGCUGAAAAAGCCACAUUAUUUUUAGCCCGUUUCCGAUAAACACAAGCCGCUCGUUUAACAUGAGAGCAGUUGUAAUGUUACUUGACAGAAAAGAUUGUUUAAGUUUGUCUGCAAGUUUAUUUUCACAGAAACCAACCUAGAGCAACAUAUAAUUAUGUGAAUCACACAUGGUUUGUUGAAAUAAAUCUGGUAUGUUAGUGUAGAAAUUACAUGGUUGCACUGAAAACGUUCUUGGGGGAUUCAUGUAAAAAUAUUGUAAAAAAAAAAAUGUUCUCAUUAAA